AUGGUCAACACUUCCUGCGCCAAGAAUGAUAGUCGUCCUCAAGUUCCCAAUAACUGGAAUGCUUCGCAGAUCACAUCUCAGAAGGGUAAAACUGUUAUUAUAACAGGAGCGAACUCUGGCAUUGGGUAUGAGACUGCUCUCGAACUUGCGCGCAAGGGAGCGAAUGUAGUUCUUGCCUGUCGUAGUGAAGAGCGAGGGAAAGAGGCUGAGAAGAAGCUUCGUGAAGCUUUAG
Molecule: messenger RNA, 232 nt
Organism: Plasmopara halstedii
Lineage: Eukaryota; Oomycota; Peronosporomycetes; Peronosporales; Peronosporaceae
Exons: 1
Source: RefSeq, a predicted model, not a curated record